Molecule: messenger RNA, 3208 nt
Organism: Pocillopora meandrina
Lineage: Eukaryota; Metazoa; Cnidaria; Anthozoa; Scleractinia; Pocilloporidae
Source: the annotation of a GenBank genome assembly
AUGGAAGGGGAAUGUCAAGCCUAUAGAAGACUCAGUAGCGUUUUUCAGUAUCUCAGUGGUUAUGAACAAGCUGUAGAAUACCAAGAGCAACACUUGAUUAUAGCCAAGAGGUUGGGAGAUAGAUCAGAAGAGGGCUUUGCGUAUGGACAACUUGGCAGUAUUUUCCAUAGCCUUGGUGAAGUAGAAAAAGCCAAAGAAUAUUACUACAAACAACUUUCGAUUAUCUGUGAAAUUGGCGAUAGGAAUGAAUUGAUAAAGGCGUAUGGAAACUUAGGGAGAGUCCAUCACAGUCUGCACGAGUUCAAAAAAGCCAUAGAAUAUCAUGAAAGACAACUGAGUAUUGCUAAAACGGAGAGAAGGAGAACCGAUGAAGCUCGUGCGAAAUAUGAACUAGGUCGUAAUUUCGAAUCACUAGAGUCCUUAACAGAGGCUGCGCAAUAUUACAGGUCAAGCGCGGAGCUUUUUGAAGAGAUACGAGCUCAUCUUCCUCGAAAAAAGAACAGUUUCUUCCAAGAUGAAUGGAAGAUCAACUUUUUCGAUGUGCAACAAUGUGUGAACACUGCCCUAUGUAGAACACUACUUAAACUAAAUAAGGUUUCAGAGGCUCUUGUCGCGGCGGAAAAUGGACGUGCCCAAUCUCUGGUAGACAUUUUGAGAUCACGUUAUGGAAUCGACUCCUUUCACUCGCUAUCAACAACACAGGCAUUGAUGAAUGAUACAUUUAAUUGGAUUUCCACAAACACAGUUGUAUUACGACUUGAUGGCGACAAAAUAUACAUCUGGCUGCUUCUUCCCGCGAAAGCAGGACAAAAGGUUCAGUUUGUCAAGAGGACAAUAGAUAGUGCUCAAGAUGUUGAAGCCUUUUGGAAAGCAAUGGGUGGGACAAGAUCGCUUGCUAUGUUAUCAAGUAAUGAUGAUAAGGAAAUCUCGGAUCUUUCAUCGUCCUUAUGUUUAAUUCACCGCUUGGUUUUUGGUGAAAUAUCAGACUUCUUGCAGGGAGAAGAACUUGUCAUUGUCCCUGAUGGUCCUUUGUACUUUGUUCCCUUUGCCGCACUCAGGGAAUCUAUUCAGUCGAAGUACUUUUUCGAACUGUUUAGAAUUCGACUCUUUCCGUCGCUGACGAGUAUGAAAAUAAUUGCUGAUUCUCCUCAGGACUAUCACCGUAAUAGUGAUGGUCUACUUGUGGGAGAUACUUUCAACGAUGCGGUAAAUAAGAUAGGAUCACUUCCCGCUGCAAGACAGGAAGUGAUAUUGAUCGGAAGAUGGACCGGUAUUAAACCCCUUAUCGGUGAAGAAGCGACAAAAGCGGCAGUGCUUCAACAUCUAAACUCUGUCGCCUUAAUACACAUUGCAGCUCACGGAGAUAUGCAAACGGGUGAGGUUUUGUUGGCACCCAACCCUAAGAGGACUUCAGACAUUGCAAAAGGGGAAGACUGCAUUUUAACGAUGGCUGAGGUACUAACUGUUGGAGUGAGAGCAAGACUGGUUGUUCUGAGCUGUUGUCAUAGUGGGCACGGAAAGCUUAUGUCUGAAGGUAACAUUGGCAUUGCACGGGCUUUUAUCGCCGCUGGAGCUCGUUCUGUUUUGGUGUCAUUGAGUGCGAUCGAUGAUGAAGCCACACUUAUGUUUAUGAAAGAAUUCUACAAAGAGUUGGUGAAAGGAAGCACCGCUAGUAAGGCCUUAAACAAGGCCAUGGAAUGUCUCAGAAACUCAACUGAGUUUUGGGAACUUAAAUACUGGGCUCCAUUUGUACUCAUUGGGGACUAUGUUACCUUAGACAUGUUUCUGAAACCAGAACAGACAGUGAUGCCUGACGCUGGUGCUUUGCAGUGUAAGUAAACACCUUUUUACCACAUCAUUGAGCACAAGCAGAUAUGACUCAUUUUCCAAGAAAUUUUAGAAGAAAAAACAGCAUGAAAUCUAUCAUAGAGAGUUAUACAGUCAAACCUGUAUUAAGCAGUCAAUUAAGUCAUUGCCCAGCUCGAUCUUAUCAGUCAUGGCGGCUUUAAAAUGGUCUUGAUAAGAGAAGAUCGGUCCUGGAUCUAAAGACAGCCUUUGACAAGGUAGAUUGACAACUUUCAAUGACAGGAUAUUGGGUUUAGAGGCUAAGUUGUAGAUGUAAAUGGACCAACCGACUGACAAUCGUACGAAAGCGGAGGAGGACUUUAGACUUCAGACUUCAGACUUCAUUCUUCAGACCUCGGACUUCAGACUCCAGAUUUUUUUUUUUAAAGUUGUCGGAAGUAGGAAGUCUGAAGUCUGUUGUUUGAAGUCCCUCCUCGGCUUUCGCACAAUCAAUACUUGGGUUUUUUUUUCAAUAAACAUAUACGACCUUGCCGAUAAGACUCGCCAUUCUUCUAUACGAAUAUAAGCGGAUGAUACCAGUAUAACGUUCAUUGACCGCUGCAUCCCUGAACUGCAACACUAUAUAAAUAUUCCGAUUUGUAACAACGCCUUCUGGACUGGCUGAAAACAAUUUGAUUCUCUUCCAAGGAUUUUGGAAUUGGAGUCUAACAAUAUAGAUACAUCACAAUUAAAUAGUUUAGGAACGAUUCCUAAAAAUUAGAGCUCAUUUACUGCGAUCUUUAUCGUCUGCCACCACUAACGUACACUCUGAAUAUUUUCUAGACAGCCUGAUUUCAAGAAACAGAGUAGACCACGACAGCUUUCAACAGCUAUGCCAUCCACAAACAAUAGUGUCUGACGUUAGAAAAUAAUCACCGCUAGAUGAUAAAGUUCUUACAUACCCUAAAAAUUUUACAUAACAUUCUUAAGGAGUAAAACAGAGCCUUCCCAUGGCUACAGUCCUUCUCCCAUAUUUCUCUACAGCUUCUUUUUGUUUUCCUUUCAGACCAUGCAGAAGGGGACGCGGAGGACAGUUCAGCUUCGCACCCUGAUUAACGAGACCUGAUUAAGGUGUAAAUGGCGCGAGACUAGGUUGUACAAACUGGGCUUUUGGAAUUAUAUUCGUCUUACGGGUUCACAUUAACUGAACAAUUAAGAUGUGUGUGAUGACUCUGCCUAUCAGAUUUUACUUGCAUAAAUCACCAGGCCCAAAAUGACAGUGGUAUAAUGUGCUGCGGCCAGUAGUCAGCAAUUUAAGAAGCGGUUAAGAAAUAGAUAUUUUUAAUAAUUAGUACCAGUAUUGUAAAUAUUUUUAUUACUUCUUAAUGUUGUGAAAGACCUGUGACAAUCGACUUGAGAAAGU